AUGUACAAUAACAUAGUGGGACGCCGCCCAGUGGCAAGCACCCAGUUCCAAAACCUGUUGGGCACAGUCUACAGAAAAGGCGAUUUGUUAUUCAGUCCUGAUGGUAACUCGGUAAUUAGUCCAGUGGGAAAUAGAAUAACCAUAUUCGACUUAAAAAAUAACAAAUCGACAACUUUACCAAUUGAGAGUAGGUACAACUAUACAGCUUUAGAUAUAAGUCCGAAUGGAUACACAUUGGUGGCCAUAAACGAAGAGGGAGAUGCACAUAUGAUAAGUCUAAUUUCACAAACAGUUAUUCACAAAUAUAGAUUUAAGAGGAAAGUCAGAGCUGUUAAGUUUAGUCCAGAUGGGAAACAUUUUGCUGUCUGUAAAGAUAACAAUGUUUUUGUUUUUAAAGCUCCAGGGCCUUCUUCUGGGGAUUACAAUGCUUUUUACAUGGAGAGAGUGUUUCAUGGAGCAUAUGAUGAAACAACUUGCCUUGAUUGGACUUUUGAUUCAAGAAUUUUAGCUGUAGGUUCCAAGGAUAUGAGUACUAAACUCUACCCACUAGAUAAGUGGGCCAAUUUUAGGAUAUGUUCCCUUGGAAAUCACACAGAAGGAAUAGUUGGUUGCUUUUUUGAAGAAAAUAGUUAUGACAUUACCACAAUAAGUAGGAAUGGCCAAACAUGCGUUUGGGAAUGUAGUAUAGAUCCAAAUGAUCUAGUUCCACGAGAAGAAGUUCAAACAAAAAAGAAAAAAAUGUCUGAUGAUUCAGAUGAAGAUGAUGUUGAUGUAACAAAAAGUUUAGAGAGGACAGAAGAGGAAAUAACAAAAGCAAUACAAGACAUUGAUGUAAAUCGAGAAGAGCCGAAAGAAAAAGAGGUGAACAAACUCUUCUACAAACGAUUGGCCAGACAUUAUCUAGCUGAUGAAGUUAGGAAAGAAAACAGAGAUGCUAUUCUGACCUCUGCUGCAUAUCAUAAGAAAACUAAAAUUUUUGUUACAGGCUAUUCUACAGGCGCCUUCUUUAUCCAUGAAAUGCCUGACGUUAAUUUGAUCCAUUCUCUCAGUAUAUCAGAACAGAAGAUCAGUGCAAUUUCCUUGAAUAAUACAGGCGAUUGGAUAGCAUUGGGAUGCAGUGGCUUAGGACAACUACUAGUAUGGGAAUGGCAAAGUGAAACCUAUGUAAUGAAACAACAAGGUCACUCAAACAAUAUGUCUUGUGUGACUUACUCCACUGAUGGCCAAUUGUUAGCUACAGGUGGUGAAGAUGGUAAAAUUAAGUUGUGGAACAUACAUUCUGGAUUUUGCUUUGUAACAUUCAGUGAACAUUCUAAUGCUGUUACAUCUGUGGCUUUUAGUGGAAAUAAGAAAUUUUUGGUCUCAUCCUCUUUGGAUAGUACAGUUAGAGCUUUUGAUAUUAUCAGAUAUCGAAACUUUAGAACAUUCACUUCAACCAGACCAGUACAGUUUGCCUGUGUAGCAGUUGAUAGUAGCGGAGAAUUUGUAGCAGCAGGAGGACAAGACGUUUUUGAGAUAUAUCUGUGGUCGAUUAAAACUGGUAGAUUAUUGGAAAUAUUGGCAGGUCACGAAGGACCAGUUUCGAGUUUAGUCUUCAGUCCGACCAUCACCAGCACCGUUUUGGUGUCUGUCUCAUGGGACAAAACUAUGAAAAUAUGGGACGCCAUCGAGAAAGGCUCGGCCCACGAAACCAUCGAAUUGACAGCAGAUGGAAUAUGUACUGCUUUUAAGCCAGACGGCCAAGAAGUAGCUGUGGCUACAUUAAAUGGACAGAUAACAGUUUUCAACGUGAAGACUUCCUUACAAGUUUCUUUAAUUGAAGGACGUAAUGAUUUGGGCAGCGGAAUAGCAGAUACUGAUUUAGUGACUGCAAAACAAACGUUGAAGGCCAAGUCUUUCACGAGUCUGUGCUGGUCUGCCGAUGGAGAAUCCUUGAUAGCUGGCGGACAAUCUAAGAAUGUUUGUAUCUAUAAUGUUACAGAAGGACUGAUCGUCAAAAAAUUCGAAAUCACACAGAAUAGGUCAUUAGAUGCAGUUGAUGACUUCAUAAAUAGAAGAAAACUAACAGAAUUUGGCAACAUAGCCUUAGUAGAAGAAAGAGAAGAAAGGGAAGGAGGAAACGUCAGCAUAAAACUCCCCGGUGUUCGUAAAGGUGACAUGGCUGCUAGAAGUAUUAAACCGGAAGUACGAGUAUUUUCCCUGCAGUUCUCACCAACUGGUCAAACUUGGGCAGCUGCCACAACAGAGGGGUUGUUAUUGUAUGGUUUAAAUGGUUCUUAUGUAUUCGAUCCCUGGGAUUUACAAAUAGGUAUCACACCAAUGGCUAUAAGGGAAGCUAUCAAAGAAGAAGAAUAUGGAAGUGCAUUAGUGAUGUCCCUGAAAUUGAAUGAAAUCAACUUAGUACAAGAGGUUAUUGAAAAAAUUCCAGUCAAAGAUGUGGAACUUUUGGUCGCGGAUCUGGAAGAAAAAUGCAUACAGAAGUUACUGAUUGUCAUAGCCACUUAUUUAGAAAGUUCUCGACAUUUAGAGUUCUACCUUUGUUGGGUACAACACAUUUUAACGAUACAUGGACCAAAAAUCAACGCCCAGAAAAUCUUACCAACAUUGUUGGCUUUAGAGAAGAGUUUGCUUCGAAAAAGUGAACAGAUUUCUAAAAUUUGUGAUUAUAACAAAUACACCAUGCAAUAUGUGGCAAAUUUGGGUGAGAGCAUCGAUAAGAAGACCAAUGAAUUAAAAAUGGAAGUAGAAAGUGAAGAAGAGGAAGAUGAUUCUGAUGUAGAGGAAGUAUUUGAUUCCGAUAUUGACUAG
Molecule: messenger RNA, 2808 nt
Organism: Diabrotica balteata
Lineage: Eukaryota; Metazoa; Arthropoda; Insecta; Coleoptera; Chrysomelidae
Source: the annotation of a GenBank genome assembly